This is a messenger RNA of Ciona intestinalis (vase tunicate), 1443 nucleotides long. The record is from RefSeq and is a predicted model, not a curated record. NCBI's taxonomy places the organism in Eukaryota, Metazoa, Chordata, Ascidiacea, Phlebobranchia, Cionidae.
UCGUGACUCUAAAAGGCGUUAUUAUAAUCGUUAAAAACACGAAACACCUUGUAAUACCAUCGGCUUGUAUACUGUAAUGAUUAAUACUUGAAUUUAGCAAUACAGGUUUUUCAUUUCGGUAAACUUUAAGUACCAUACAUAUCGAGCUUCAAUAUUUCAUCCGGUUUUAAUUAACAUUCCCAUGUAAAUUGCCCUGUCGUAUGUUAAGUAUAGCAAUAAGUAACUGUGAAUUCCAAAAAUUGCCACGAUGCUCACCUGACGAGAAGUUCAAUAACUCAAAGAAAAAGUUUCAGCAUUCUGAUAUAGCUUAUAUAUAUUUUACUUCGAGGUAAGAGACAGAUACGUAAAUCACUUUGUUGAGGCACCAAGUACGUUGCGAUGGUUGUAAGCUUCAUUAUUUUCUUGAGUGUAACAGCUUUAGUACAAUCUAUUGAAGUUGUUAAUCCAUUUAUCGGAAAUGAAAUUGAAGAAUUUGUCCAAGAACUUGAGAGAAAUCUUGCCAACAUUACUUCUAAGACCACACCAUCGGUGACGUCUUUAAAUGUCGCCACAUCACGUGUGACAACCACCGCACCAGUACGAAAACCAACAACAACAACAACAACAGCUUCAACUACAAGUGCAUCGUUAAGAAUUCAAAAGCCAUUCAAACCAAAGCCGAUUACAAUAAGGUGUUCGUACUAUUGCGGAUUCAGCUACAGACUAAGAAGAUAUAUGAAAACUUGUUUUGCUUUUCGAAGACCAAUGGCUUGCAUGUUCUGCCGGUAUGAAUACAGAUGCGGAAGAUUCUCAUUUUUUUGAAAGUGUAUUUGCUGGUUAGAACAAAAUAGGUGUAAUCGAGAUUGAAGAGACGACAGUUGCACAUCACCGUUUAAACCAACCACUCUUGGUUCUUAACCCUACAUACCAUGUAUUCUCUUUUCUUAACUGCCUUACUGUUUAAUUGCACGUCCGUCAUAGACAUGCUUGCGCUAAUAAAAUAUAGUAAUACGAAACCAAAACUAUGUUUAUGUAACGACAAUAGCCGACACAUUUCCAUAUGGGGCUGAGGGUAAGAUGGGACAGGUUUAUAGGAAACGAUGAACAACAGAUAAACCGAGUUUCCCCAUAAAUAUUCUAUUUUAAAGUCACUGUUCCCGCCAGUAACGGUUUCGAGCCGAUUUGAAUUCUUCGUCCGUUUUGUCUGUUUUGUCCGGAUUUCGCUACCGCAUGCGGAACUCGGUAAUGGGUUUGCAUGCGACUUCGCAAGCGAAUUUGCAUGCCGGAUACUGUGUAUACAGUCACCAUAACGCAGGAUUUUUAGCUUCAAAUAAACAUAAUAAGCUGCUGAUGGUACACAAAAAAAACGGAGCAAAAGCACAAAUCUGCUGAUCGAUUAAGGUGGCUGUACACAGUAUCCGGAUUUCGCUGCCGCAUGCGGAACUCGGUAAUUGGUUUGCAUAC